ACCAUACCCCUCGAAAUCUUCACGAGUCCGCGCCUUCAUUACUUGCAUCAACUCGCUGGCGAUAGGCGGACAAAUUGUCAGACCCGAUCAUGCCCCAAACCGUCGCAGACCGACAGCCUGUGGGCGACAACAUGUCUCUGCGCGACAUACAAAGAUCGAUGAAGAAAGAUCCAGACGGACAUGGCAUAAGUUCAUUGGGCUACGAUGGUGUGCUUCGCACUUUUGACAACGAACGGAAUAUUCUUGAUGCAGUUGGCCUCAACCCAACCCAGAGCAGAGAAUAUUACGAUGGUCGACCGAUGCCCGAGAGAUUGCUCACCGCCGACGGCCGCAACAUAUCCCAUUGGGAUAUGUUCCACCCCGAUGAGGAGAAUAUUCCCAGGAAGUUUACAGAAGAGGAUAGAGCCAAAAUUCAAGCAUAUAACGAAGAUUUGGAAAGGCGCGGAGUGACAUGCUGUGUUCCGAGCAAGUCAGCAGACGACGGUGAAUCCGAGGACUAGAUGGUUCCUUUUUGCUCUGUAUCGUUGCGGAAUGCUCAUUGUUCUAUCCCUUGUCGCACUCUUUUCUGUGUUAUCUCAUAACUCAAUAUGGAAUAGUACGAUAGAAUAGUAUUAUUAUUAUUAUAUGUAUAGCUAUCCCUACACCCCUAAUAUAGAUUGAAGCUCUGCU
Trichoderma harzianum CBS 226.95 is the source of this 669-nucleotide messenger RNA. RefSeq lists its product as hypothetical. The record is from RefSeq and is a predicted model, not a curated record. The transcript is spliced from 2 exons. Lineage: Eukaryota; Fungi; Ascomycota; Sordariomycetes; Hypocreales; Hypocreaceae. The coding region runs from base 90 to 500 and encodes 136 amino acids.